Messenger RNA from Anoplophora glabripennis (Asian longhorned beetle), 518 nucleotides. Its product is annotated as endocuticle structural glycoprotein SgAbd-2-like. Gene Ontology annotation, molecular function: structural constituent of chitin-based larval cuticle. Bases 9 to 509 code for a protein of 166 amino acids. Gene Ontology annotation, cellular component: chitin-based extracellular matrix. The record is from RefSeq and is a predicted model, not a curated record. The transcript has 3 exons. Lineage: Eukaryota; Metazoa; Arthropoda; Insecta; Coleoptera; Cerambycidae.
AUUCAGUCAUGAAACUCUUAAUUAACCAAAUACUCUCUUUACUUGUUAUAAAAAUAGUAAGUUCUACUGACGUUCCGGAGCACCACGAUAUUCAAUACAGGGAACAUGUUAAGAAACCAGUUAUACCCAUUUUAAAACAUAACUUUGAACAGCAUAAUGAAGGAUAUCAGUAUAGUUAUGAAACCGGUAAUGGAAUUCACGCUCAAGAAUCAGGCUAUAUUAAGAACAAAGGUGAUAAAAAACAUGAAACUCUAGUUCAGCAGGGUUCGAUAACAUACCACGAUGAACACGGCCAUCCUAUUACCCUUAGCUAUGUCGCUGACGAGAAUGGUUUCCAACCCCAAGGAGCACAUUUACCCACUCCACCUUCUAUUCCAGAAGAAAUACAGAAAAUAAUUAACACUCAUAACCAAGACAACGAACAACAAAUUGAGUACGAACAACAAGUUGAUUAUGAGCAGCAAGCUGACUAUGAGCAUGCUCAAAAUUAUGCACAACCUCAGUAUUAGGUAAAUCAA